AUGAGUGAUGUGCAGCCACUCCGAAAUGCACUAGGGACAUUACAAAGUCUGUAUAAUUUCUUGGAGGCAAGUCCAAAACGUCAUGCCGUGUUUAAUUCUGUUAAGAUAGAUGGUGAUCACCUUGUUCUCACACUAAAAUCUUUGAGUGAAACGAGAUGGUCCUGCAGAUGGGAAGCAGUAAAAGCAGUCAGCGAGCAAAUGCCGAAAAUUAUCAAAGCUCUUCUCAUUUUAACAAAGGAUAAUGAUACUAAGACGUACACGGACAGCGUUGCCAUUUUGAAUGCCAUUUGUGAUUUUGAAUUCGUAUUUGGCUUGAUUCUUCUGAAGGUGAUAUUAUCAAAUACAAGCAGUCUAAGUAACUAUCUGCAAGGGAAAGGCGUCGACGUUAUCACUGCAAAAAGAAAUGCUGAUCUCACGAUCAACACGCUCCGUAAAUGUCGCAACGAAAAGAAUUUUGAACUCUUGUGGGAAAGAGCACAGAUCAUGUCCAAUGAAAUGAAAAAGGACAUCAAGGGAUCUCGUUUCGUAUUCAAAGAGGCAAGGGCACCCCGGAACAAACCAUCCCGUCGCCUGCAAGCACUUAUCGGUGAAUCCACGAAUACCGCGUGUGUGACAACGCCGAAAGCCCAUCAUCGCAUCAAUACAUUCUACCUAUCUCUCGACAAAGUGCUUAGCGAAAUGAAAUCGCGAUUUCACAACAACGAUCAAGAAAUUUUGUGUGCUUUGGGAGACGUUGUGCUAAACGACUCACCUUUAGAAAACAGCUUUGAUGCUGUGGCAGAGUUUUACAAUGUCGAUAGGGAUCUUCUUGAAGUGGAGAAGAGUAUGUAUCAAAAUUCCAUCAUGGACGAGUCCAAUCCUCGGGCGAAAACUGCGGCAAACGUUGUCGACAAAAUGUUUCAGGAUGGACUAUGCGACUUAUUACCUGUACUAUACGAGGCAGCAACCAUUCUUGCGUCGAUUCCCGCUACGUCCUGUACUGCUGAAAGGUCAUUCAGUGGAUUGCGGCGCGUGAAAACCUACCUCCGCUCGACAAUGGGCGAAGAAAGCUUGAAUUCUAUCGCUGUCAUUAACAUUGAACGAGCACAUGCCAACCGAACUAUUAAGAACGACAUGGUUAAAAUAAUUGACACUUUUGGUAGACGAAAUGGACGAGAUAGCUAUUUCUUCUAA
Molecule: messenger RNA, 1173 nt
Organism: Paramuricea clavata
Lineage: Eukaryota; Metazoa; Cnidaria; Anthozoa; Malacalcyonacea; Plexauridae
Source: the annotation of a GenBank genome assembly